AUGGGAUUAGAACCAAGAAAGAGACUUGACGACUAUGUUCAAAUCGGUCGAUAUGUCAUAUUUAUUUGUAUUUUUACCGAAUUGAUAAUCAUUAUUCAAGUUACAUCUCAGUUUUACAUGGUAUACGCUGGUGCUUCUCCAACUGUAAAAAGUUGCAACGGCGAGUCAUUCCCUGCCGACUUAGAAGACAAAGAGAUUUGCUUGCUUUAUCAGAAUAUGAGUUGUCAGCAAACCGAAUUAGCUUACCAGUUUCGUUCUGUCAAUGUUGAGUGGAAAUAUUUUUGUCAAACAUCUAAAACUGUGAAAAACAGUAUAUCCGUUCAAAUGUUCGGAGUGUUAUGUGGUUCAGUAGUAUUCGGUCAAUUGAGUGAUACGUUUGGACGUAAAAUCUCUAUGCUUGUGUCUAUGACUGGUAUGGCAAUCGGUUGGAUUAUGGUAGCACAUUCACAAAGUCUUCUACAGUUUACAGUUUUGAGAACUAUUGUUGGCUUCUUCACUGGUGGAAGUGUAAGUGUAUCAAAUGUAUAUGUUAUGGAGAAUAUUCCUAAAAAACAUAGAAUGUGGAUUAACAUGGCUAUUACUUGGUCUCCUAACAUACCUCUGGUUGCUUUGAUUGCAUAUUUGAGUAAAUCUUGGGACAUGAUGGCUAACGUGACUGCCCUUCUGGCAGUUCCACCAAUCCUCUUCUGUCUGUUCUUAAUUCAUGAAUCCCCUAGAUGGUUAGUAACUAAGGGUCGAGUUGACGAGGCACGAGAAAUCAUUAAAAAACAGUUGAAAACUUCGAACCAAGAGCACUUGUUGGAUGAAGAGUUCGAAGCUGUUUUGCUCAACGAAUAUCAAUUAGCAGUACAAGCUAAUGCCAAAAGAAGACAGUAUUCAUAUUACCACUUGUUCUGCACCUGGAAGCUUGCUUUAACCACUAUCGUGUUGGCAUACAGCUAUUUCUCAACAUCCAUCAUAAACUAUGGAAUCAUGUUCAAUAUGGAGAAGCUUAGUGGUUCCUUAUACUGGAAUUCGGUUUAUACUGGUCUCAUGAGGUAUGCCUGCAACUUGAGCUUCGGGUAUGCUGAUCUCAAGUUUAAAAAAGUAGGAAGAAAAUUCAUUCACACAUCUGGUCAUGUGGUAGUUUUGGGUUCAUUGGGUCUGGUGGUGUUUGCAUACCUUUUCGAUUUGAAUCACCCCCUGAAGGAACAAAUCAGUAUUGCAAUUCUUAUUGCAAGUUCGAUGACAUCACAGAUUUAUAUUGCUGAUGGAAUUGUCGGAACUGAACUGUUCCCAACACCAGUUAGAAACUUAGGAUACUCAUUCCUUCAACUAUGGAAUCGAGCAGGAGUUAUUAUAUCUCCAUUUGUUUUCUAUUUGCAAGAUUACUGGUUGGCUCUGCCUUACUGUGUGAUGCUGAUGUUCUCCUUAGUUGACAUGUUUGCAUUCGAAUGUUUGUUACCUGAAACCAAAGGAUUACCACUGAUAGAGCACAUGCCACCUAAAGAACAAAGAAUAUUCGGACGGAAGAGUACGUUAGCAAAUCAAAGAGAAGCACUAGUUGUAGAACAAGCGUGA
This is a messenger RNA of Auanema sp. JU1783, 1560 nucleotides long. Lineage: Eukaryota; Metazoa; Nematoda; Chromadorea; Rhabditida; Rhabditidae. The record is from the annotation of a GenBank genome assembly.